GCUCUUUGUACCUCCCCAAAAUCCAGCGGCGUGUCAUGGAGAUUUGUUAGCGGGUGGGGAGGACCAGAAUCGGGCAACGAUUGACCCUGUUUAACUUAACUGGCGGUACAUCGGGGCUGGGGGGUCGCCCUGACGAGUUUUAAACGUGUAGAUCGCCUCAUAUUUUGCCCAUUGAUCGACUGGUCUUCCAAUGUCGGAUUUCAAGCUUGGGAUUGUUCGACUUGGCCGUGUGGCCGGGAAGACAAAGUACACACUGAUCGAUGAACAGGACAUACCAUUGGUGGAGAACUAUGCCUUCGAGGCACGCAUGGAUGUCGAUGCAGACGGCAAUGGGGCAAAGAUCUUUGCUUAUGCCUUCGACAUUGGCAAAGGGCGCUGGGCUGGCAGGCCACUGCACGAGCUGCUCUGGGAGAAGCACAGAGGAGGCAUAGCUCCCAGCUUCCAAGUUGUCCACAUCAACUCUGUCACAGUGGAUAACCGUCUGGACAACCUGCGACUGGUCCCCCUGGGCUGGAGCCCCAAACCAGAGGAAAUCUCCAGCAAACAAAGAGAGCAGUCUCUGUACUGGCUGGCCAUCCAGCAGGUACCAGCUGACCCCGUAGAGGAGCAGUACCUGGAGCUCAGUCGUACCCGCUACUACAACGCUAACGGAGAGCUGGUGGAGGAGGAGGAGUGCUCCUGUACUUACUACGAGUGUCACUACCCACCCUGCUCGCUCAUCGAGAGGAGACUUAGAGAGUUCAACAUCUGUGGUCGCUGUCAGGUGGCUCGCUACUGUGGCUCUCAAUGCCAGCAAAGGGACUGGCCCGCCCACAAGAAGCAGUGCCGCGAGCGCAAAAGAGUCCUGGCCCUGGAGUCUGAACCAGAGCGAUGAUCUCUGGAUCAACUACCAGGAUAGGGGAAGAUUGGGAAUGAAGUGCAAAGAAAAAAAAUCUGCCAACAGAGAAUGAUGAGAGGACAAUGUUGGUUGGUAGGGUUUAAAAAAAAAAAAAUCCAUAUACUUUCUUUAUAUGUCAAUGGGGAUGGUGGGGAAGUGUAUAUAUCAUUAUUUUCGGAGAGGGAGAUCCUCCUCGAGCUCUACCUGCUGCUAUGGAUUUGUAUGUUUGAGUAAGAUGAUGUCACAGGGAUAAAUUGCUUCUUUUGGACAGCAAUUGAUUAUCGACAGUUGUCGUCAUCAGCUUUCUCCUUCCUGCCACCCACCAACCUGUAAUGCUGUGUACAGGGAUCUAGGGAGGACAGUACCUGCUGCUCACCUGGUACAAUGGGACAUGGACCUUUUCACUGUACUACUUGUUGGACCUCUGCUGCACACACUCAGUCAUCUCCUUGUUAUGCUCUAAGACCAACAUACAGCAGAUAGAUUUACUUUGCUGUUUCGCACUAGCAGUGUUGUGUGUGUGCUGCCAUUUUGGAUUGACGGACAUGGAUGAAGUGCUGAACAUUGGGGGGAAGGGUGUUUUGUUCUGUGUGUGUGUGUGUGUAUGUAUGUGUAUAUAUAUAUAUAUAUAUAUAUAUAAGUGUCCCUCUUUGUUGGGAGGUUUGUGAAGGGGUCAUCAACUUUGGGCUUGAUCAGGCAUUUACUUUCCUGUGUUAAACAUCCCUGAAUGAAUCUGCGAUUGGUCGGUUGCCUUUCCAGAUGCCCACAAACACAGUCCCUGUCACUAAUGUUCAAGGGAUAUACUGGGGAAAAACUUGGGAAACCCAGGUUGGCCUUUGGACAGUUCGGGUCUUGGGAUUGUAUGAAAUGGCCCGAAUUCAAUUCCAUAGUUUUUUUUUUACACGUCAGUCAUCAGAGAUAUUUGUUCUAUGCCCAAUGAUCACUCCCUAAGAGUGAUGGGUGAACACCUGCUCAAAGUUUGUCUUCCUGUUGUGUCUUAGGUGGCGAUGAGGAAUCCUGACACGCUCACAGAUAAUGCAUGUACCAAGCAGAUUGACAUAAUACAUGCAGCGCACAUUGGUAGUUUAUGUGGACUGGUUCAUAACACUGUGCACUGAAUAGUUUUAACACACCCCACCGUUACCUUUUUCAUAGAGAUGGGGGGAGUUUAGAGGUAGGGAGAGUUGACUGUUGGGUGUAAAAAAUUAUUAUACUUUUUUUUUUACAGAAUGAAAGCAUUAAUCACAGAGUAAAAAGCUACAGUAUCUGAAGAGGAGUACAGUUGGGGAUAACUAGCUAUCUCGUUUCACUGUAAAAUGAUCAAAUAAAAGAAUAAAAUGUU
Molecule: messenger RNA, 2219 nt
Organism: Salmo salar (Atlantic salmon)
Lineage: Eukaryota; Metazoa; Chordata; Actinopteri; Salmoniformes; Salmonidae
Product: zinc finger MYND domain-containing protein 19
Cellular component (GO): synapse; cytoplasm; membrane
Source: RefSeq, a predicted model, not a curated record